AUGUUUGUACCACAAAAGUUUGUCAAAGGACAAGCCAUCGCUGACUUCUUUGUCGACCACCUAGUACCACCUGAAUGGGAGAUGUCCGUUGAUUUUCCUGGAGAUGAUGUGUUUAACAUCGAAAUACUACCACCAUGGGAAAUGUAUUUUGACGGGGCUGCUCGUCAAGACGACGCAGGAGCAGGGGUAGUCUUUGUAUCGCCAGAAAAGCACGUUUUACCUUACUCAUUUGUGCUAACUCAGUUGUGCUCAAACAACAUGGCUGAGUACCAAGCUCUUAUUAUGGGUCUUCAAAUGGCGGUUGAAAUGGGAAUUCAAGAUCUUGAUGUUUAUGAAGAUUCACAACUCGUUGUAAGUCAACUUUUUGGCAAAUAUAAAGUCAAGAAUGAGGAUUUAAUUCCUUAUCACAAACAUGCAUCAAGAUUGCUUGACAAGUUUGACAUUGUUAAGCUAAGCCAUGUUCCAAGGAGUGGCAACAAGAUGGCUGACGUGCUUGUUGGUCUUGCAUCCACUUUGGCACUGGGGGCAGAGGAAACCAUGUCUGUGCCUGUUUGCAAUCGUUGGGUAGUUGCACCUGAAGAAUAUGAAGUUAAAGAUGAUGAGGUUGAGGAGGUUGACAUGAUCACUAUCUGCCAAAAUUGA
Chenopodium quinoa (quinoa) is the source of this 642-nucleotide messenger RNA. RefSeq lists its product as uncharacterized. Bases 1 to 642 code for a protein of 213 amino acids. NCBI's taxonomy places the organism in Eukaryota, Viridiplantae, Streptophyta, Magnoliopsida, Caryophyllales, Amaranthaceae. The transcript has a single exon. Gene Ontology annotation, molecular function: RNA-DNA hybrid ribonuclease activity; nucleic acid binding. The record is from RefSeq and is a predicted model, not a curated record.